AUGCUCGCGCAAUCCAUCAGGGCUUCGCGCCAGGCGCUCGCACGCGUCGCCCGCCAGCAACCUGCGUACCUCGCCCGCCGCACCUUCAUCACUCCCACGGCGGUUCGCUCAGCCGAUCUAGUGCAGGACCUCUACCUCCGCGAGCUCAAGAACUACAAGGUGCCGCAAGUCAAGGCCGCCGAUGCCGAGGGCCACGUCCAGAAGUUCUCCGUUCCCAAGGCCCCCGCAUCUCCCGAGGAGAGCGACAUUGCGAACGAGCUGAAGUCGUACGAGACACAGGCGGUCGAUGUCGAGGGUGCUGUGAGCGAGGAUGGCACCGCGCUGCCCGAGGAGGACUGGUUCGAGGAGGAGGACGAGAGCGCCGCGACUCCUGCCCAUUAA
Messenger RNA from Cucurbitaria berberidis CBS 394.84, 381 nucleotides. RefSeq lists its product as uncharacterized. The record is from RefSeq and is a predicted model, not a curated record. Gene Ontology annotation, biological process: proton motive force-driven ATP synthesis. NCBI's taxonomy places the organism in Eukaryota, Fungi, Ascomycota, Dothideomycetes, Pleosporales, Cucurbitariaceae. The transcript is spliced from 3 exons. Bases 1 to 381 code for a protein of 126 amino acids.